AUGGCAUCAUCACCAAGUCCCACUGAUCAAAACUUCAUUGUAGUUGAUUUCCACUACAAUGGAACGUUUAUAGCCAAGCCCUUAGUCUACUUUGAUCCCGACAGAGCAUCAAUGCGAGAUGUUGACUUUAAUUCAUUUGAUAGUGAAGAUCAAGAUGAUAAAUACGUGCCACCCCAAUACCCUAUGCAAGAUGACAGAAAACUAUGGGAUCAUAUGAAACCAAUGAUAGGUAUACGAUUUUCUAACCCUACUGAGCUUAAACCUAUGUUAAUCAACUAUGCAAUUGCUAAUGGGGGUUAUUACAAGCACUUAAGGAAGGAUGUUCGGAAGCUGAACUUAGAUAAUGUGUCAGACACAUUGUGGCCGAUUUUAAAAAAAAGGUUUACUAGUCAACAAUACAAGAAAUGGUUUUGGAGGGCUGUAUGGGCUAGUACUGUUGAGAAGUUCACAGGUGUAAUGGAUAAGAUCAAAUCUAUUGAUACUCAUGCCUAUGAUUACAUUAUAAACAGAUAUCCUACUACCUAUUAUAAGGCAUUCUUUCAAGAGGGAAACGAUUGUGAUGCAGUGGAGAAUAGGGUCAGUGAGAGUUUCAAUUUUGCUAUUAGGAAUGUAUGA
Molecule: messenger RNA, 615 nt
Organism: Lactuca saligna
Lineage: Eukaryota; Viridiplantae; Streptophyta; Magnoliopsida; Asterales; Asteraceae
Source: the annotation of a GenBank genome assembly